AUGGCUUUCAUGAGGAGCAUUCGUGUGCCGCCGAAUUCGGCGAACCUCGAGGAGGCGAGGGCCAAAGUCUUCGACUUCUUCAAGACGGCAUGCCGCGCCAUCCCCUCCAUCAUGGACAUCUACAUGCUCGGAGAUGUCGUCACUCCUUCUCAGCUCCGGUCUAGCAUAUCCGCUCAGAUCCGGAAGAAUGCACAUGUCACGAACCCUAAGGUAGGCGGUACUCUCCCACUAGACGCAGUCCUAUUUCGCUUCCUAUUCUUGACCGGUCAGGGGGAGAUUGGGUCUGUAGCCGCGACCUGAUGCUGAUAGGGGCGGGAUGAGUGUUUCUUCUUCUUUUUUCCGAUUUGUGGUGGUACCGCGGAAACAACUUUUCAUCUGAUUACUGGAAAAAAGAGAGGAGGGGGCGCUAUGCAGUACAUGAAGUAAAUAUUCCGCGUUAGCGAUUCCUUUAUGGUUGAUGAGAUCGUAGUUCCUUGGGGAAAGCAAGAGUAACUUACCAGCAUUGGCCUCUUCAUUCGAGUUUUCCUCCAUCAGUUUUUUGAAGUCCUCUUGGAUUUAUUCGCCUAGCCGUGUUCCUGUUCUUCCAUUCUCUUUCUUUCUGUAUUGUUCUUCUUUCUGAUCUGAUUACCUUGCUGAUGAAGUAAGCAUCACCCAGCUUCACCGAGCUCUGACCUAAAAGUCAUAACUGACAGAAAAACCUGGGUCAAACACUUGUUAACUGCAGAAAGAAAACCCUCGUUAAUUCUGACAAUGAAUCUAGAUGAAGAUAUCAUUGAAUUAACCAAAAUGUUUCAAUUUUAUGUGAGCUAACAGGCACUGAAUCACUACUACUCGGUUCUAGGCUAGAAAAAAUAUCAUCCACAUUCAAACAACCAAUUUCAGCCUUCCAUAUCAUCUGAUGUAUACCAAUGCCAAGUGGUCUUACUCUAGGUGAUCUUUUAAUCCACCCCAUCCCUGAUUGUCUCAUUUGAUUCACAUUUUCCCUCAAAUCCGGCAUUUGAUCUCAGUUAGUGUCAUGCUACUGAUUAUAGAGCGUUCAAUAGACUCCUCAUCUGCUCGUCACAUUCCAUCUCUUCUUCAUAAUUUGCUACCAGUUGGGUUGAUCCUUCAAAGUUAACUUUGUAACUCUGUUGCUCGGAAGUAACUAGGUUAGAAUGAGAACGCCGCAAGUAUUUUGAGGAAAGACUCUCAAGGGGAUGAAAUAUGGUCUCGGGUCGCAUCUGAUCUUUCUUCAUCCUUAUGUACAUUGAGGAUUUUUUUUAAUUCCUUAAUCCACUCUCUGUCCAGUUAGGUAGUGUGUGCUUUCCUUUCUUCUUCUUCUCUCUUCUUGUAUGUAUUUGACAAGAAACAACAAGUAGAGAUGGGUGAAGUUAGGAAGUAUGUUGAUAAAGCUCCAACUUCUGAAUAUAGAAGAAAAGAACAAUGUCUGAAGUAGGUAAGAUAGAGGAGCGAGAUCAGAGGAAAUCGGAUUCGAUUACCUCAGAUCUAGGAUAACAGUAGGCCCUUGCCUGACUCCCCAAGAACUCGAAUCAACUUCUCCAAAAGGUGCUGCCUUUCUUUCUUUCCCUUUCCUUUAUUUAUACCCUUCAUUGUUCUGAGGUAGCCCCUGUGCGUUUUUUAGGAAGCUCAUAUUAUUCCUCUAGUCUGUUAGGAGCUCCCUAUAAUCUCACCUUCGGUUAUUCUACAGCUGGACUGGGGGUUUUGACAUCUCUCUCGCUCUUGUAUCCACUUUGCCUCUACGAAGCUUAUUUGAUAAGCUUUAAAUGACAUUCGUCAAACGAGUAAUGCCCAUAGUGUGUUAAGACAUGUUAUGUUGAAUAUCCGUGCAGAGAUUUAUUAACUGCAAAAACUGAACAUUGUCACCCUUGCAACCAAGAGAAGGCUAUUAACUCUCAUAAUAGCAUCGAUUCUCUUUCCUGAGUUUAUCUGGGUUUGGAUCGUUCAUGUUUGAGCCCCUCUUGAAAGAAUUAUCUUGUUUUGCAUAAAAUGGGGGACUGCAUUAUGGCUGUUGUUCUGCAAUCCCUCAUCACACUGUUUGUGUAUGUGCGUAUGUAUGAGAGAGAGAGAGAGAGAGAGAGAGAGAGAGAGAGAGAGAGAGAGAGAGAGAGAGAGAGAGAGAGAGAGAGAGAGAGAGAGAGAGAGAGAGGACUCCUCAUCUCAUCUUUUGUUCAGCUGCUGGUUUGUCCACCUCUUGAUUUUCAGAGGAACACGAGAACUUGACUUGGGGGCUUCAUGGGGUGGCCCCGAGCCUGUUCUUGGCAUGCAGAUAUGGGAAGGGGAAGAGCCAAUGAAGUCCCCCAGGUUGGGCCCCCAGAAGCAAACCGGAUAUUAAAGAAGUAACAAUGUCGUUGUCUUUGGUGUGAAGAAAGAAGCCAAUUCGGGCAUUAGCUUCUAUGUUUUUAGUCCUAACCCUUGAUGCAUUGUGUUCUCUGUAACUCUUCUCUAAUGCGUGAUUAACCUCUCUCUCUCUCUCUCUCUCUCUCUCGCUAAUUGCUCUGUGAGGUCAGGUCAUAGACAUGCUCCUGUUCAAGGGGAUGGAGGAGCUGGGGAACAUCACCGAGCACGCCAAGCAGCGGCAUCACAUCAUCGGCCAGUACGUUGUGGGCACUGAGCAGUUGCAGGGCCCGGCGACCAAGGAUCAGCCGGGCUUCGACUUCCUCAAGCGCUUCUAUGAGGGCAACUACUUCUAA
This is a messenger RNA of Spirodela intermedia, 2690 nucleotides long. The record is from the annotation of a GenBank genome assembly. NCBI's taxonomy places the organism in Eukaryota, Viridiplantae, Streptophyta, Magnoliopsida, Alismatales, Araceae.